GGCUGACCCUGUGGGCUCGUCUCGCCCGCGGCGAGCCUGUUUCAUUGCUUCUUCAACCAAGGCAAACCAUAUAUACCCAGACCCCAGUUUGGUUCAGCACAGCAAACACUCAUCCUCCCACUCCCGGCGCACCAAAGGCAACGACUCACUGCUAAGUUAGCUACACACACGAGCACAGGAUGGCCUGCGCCUUCUUCUUCGACGCCGAGCCGGUCGGCGAGCCCGGCGUGCACGCCCUGGACGCCUGCGCGCUCUGCACCAAGCCGCUGGCGCGGGACUGCGACAUUUUCAUGUACAGAGGGGACAUGCCCUUCUGCAGCGACGAGUGCCGGCACGAGCAGAUGCGGCUCGACGCCGCCUGCGCCAGGCAGACGGCCAGGGCGGCCGCCCGGAGGCAGAAGCAGUUCUCUUCGGGAACGGAGUCCGGCCGUGCACGCCGGGAGUCCUGCGAGGUGUCCGUCGCGAGCUAACCGGUGACAGGGCCAAGCUGCCUACGCACUUGAGCCAACAACAUCUGCGUGCACGACGACGCCGUCGCCCGUGGCUAACUGGUGAGCGCGGGAUCGAAGAGAUUCUCCUUGGUUGAAGAAUCAAGAUGCGGCUCAUCGGCAUGCGCUGCACGGGCCGCCCGUCGAGUGAUUUGGGCAUAAACACAGCGGCAAAGGAGUUGGACUGAAUCUGAAGAAGACAAUCAAACUAGAUUCUCCACGGCCUUAGCCGGCCAUGUGUGCCCCUCGGCUCUCCUUUUCUGCAUUAACGUCAGUUCUGUAUGAGAGCGAGUUUGCAGUGCCACUUUCACAGUCAAUCGAAUGACAUAAGACAUGCCUUUGUUCAA
This is a messenger RNA of Triticum dicoccoides, 835 nucleotides long. RefSeq names its product FCS-Like Zinc finger 2-like. The coding region runs from base 180 to 470 and encodes 96 amino acids. The transcript has a single exon. The record is from RefSeq and is a predicted model, not a curated record. NCBI's taxonomy places the organism in Eukaryota, Viridiplantae, Streptophyta, Magnoliopsida, Poales, Poaceae.